Molecule: messenger RNA, 2957 nt
Organism: Spirodela intermedia
Lineage: Eukaryota; Viridiplantae; Streptophyta; Magnoliopsida; Alismatales; Araceae
Source: the annotation of a GenBank genome assembly
AUGGUCGUAGGGUCACCGGAGGUUGUGGAGGAAGGCUUUACUUCAUCCGCAUUUGAGGAGAAUUCCCCAAUCGAGCAGGUGGCCCUGACGGUGCCGGUCACCGAUGACCCCGCCCUCCCCGUGGUCACCUUCAGGGUGUGGACCCUGGGGACGCUCUCCUGCGCGCUGCUGUCCUUCCUCAACCAGUUCUUCUGGUACCGACGGGAGCCGCUCUCCAUCUCGGCGAUCGCCGCUCAGAUCGCCGUGGUGCCGCUGGGCCACCUCAUGGCGAGGGUCCUCCCCGACCGCGUCUUCUUCAAGGGGAGGCGAUGGGGAGAAUUCACACUGAAUCCGGGGCCGUUCAACGUCAAGGAGCACGUCCUCAUCACCAUCUUCGCCAACUCCGGCGCCGGCAGCGUCUACGCAAUCCACAUCGUCUCCGCAAUCAGGAUCUUCUACCGGAAGAACCUCACCUUCUUCGUCUCCCUGAUCGUAGUCUUAACGACGCAGGUGAAUCGUUGACGGUCUCAGAUCCCCUUUUUCACUUCAGCCGAAAUCGAAUAACAUUUGCCCUGUUUCUGGGGGGGUUUGAAUGCAGGUGUUGGGGUACGGAUGGGCGGGAAUAUUCCGGCGGUAUCUGGUGGAUCCGGCGGCGAUGUGGUGGCCGUUCAACCUUGUCCAGGUCUCCCUCUUCAGGUAGGAACGAUACAUCACACUCCGAACCUCCUCACUGCACAGUCUUCUCCAUCCUCACCCCCCGUUUUACAGAGCUCUCCACGAGAAGGAGGAGAGGCCGAGGGGAGCCGUGACCAGGAACCAGUUCUUCCUGAUCGCCUUCGUCUGCAGCUUCGCCUACUACGUCUUCCCCGGCUAUCUCUUCCACAUGCUGACCUCCAUCUCUUGGCUCUGCUGGGUUUUCCCGAGCUCCGUCAUGGCGCAGCAGGUGGGGUCAGGGCUGCACGGCCUUGGAAUCGGCGCCGUCGGCCUGGACUGGUCCACCGUCUCCGCCUACCUCGGCAGCCCUCUCGCCAGCCCCUGGUUCGCAUCGGCGAACGUCGCCGCCGGAUUCGUACUCCUCGUAUACAUCAUCACCCCCAUUUCUUACUGGAACGACCUGUACAACGCGAAGACCUUCCCCAUCUUCUCCGACGGGCUGUUCACCUCCUCCGGCAAACCCUACAACAUCUCCAGCAUCAUAGAUGCCAAUUUCCAACUAGACAUCGAGGAGUACAGAAAGAACGGCCCUCUCCGUCUUAGCACCUUCUUCGCCAUGAGCUACGGCAUCGGCUUUGCAUCUCUUUCAUCCACUGUCGUCCAUGUGGUGCUAUUUCAUGGAAGGCAAGUCUCUCAGUCAGAUCCAGAUUCAAGCAAUGGAAGUCAGCUGUUUCCUCUUUCAAUUCAAACCCCAAAUGAAUCUGAUAGAAACUCUACAAUCAUGCAGCGAGAUAUGGGAGAGGAGCAAAUCAGUCUUCAGAGACAGAGAAAUGGACAUCCACACCAGACUGAUGAGAAGGUACAAGCAGGUUCCGGAGUGGUGGUUCAUCUGCAUCCUGGUGGUAACGGUCGCCCUCACCAUCUUCUCCUGCGAAUACUACAUCGAUCAGCUCCAGUUGCCGUGGUGGGGAGUCCUGCUGGCCUGCUCCGUUGCCAUCUUCUUCACCCUCCCCAUCGGCAUCCUCGCAGCGACGACAAACCAGGUGGGUUACACCCUCCCCCCAUCUGUCUGCCCGACUUAGAAAAACGCCAUUAAUGCCGUUUUCUUCACUCUGGCAGACUCCAGGACUGAACAUCAUUACAGAGUACAUCAUGGGCUACCUGUACCCCGGACGCCCCGUGGCCAACAUGUGCUUCAAGGUGUAUGGAUUCAUCAGCAUGAAGCAGGCGCUGAAAUUUCUUCAGGACUUCAAGCUCGGGCAUUACAUGAAGAUUCCUCCGAGGGCCAUGUUCAUGACCCAGGUCUAUUUCUUCUUAUUCUUAUUCCUCUUCUUCUUCUACUACUACUACUACUACCACAUCAUUAUCAUCUUAUUCUUCUACUACUAUUAUUAUAUAGUCGUCAUUCUUUUUGCUCUUCUCCUUCUACUAUUAUUACUGUUUAAUCAUCAUCAUCAUUUUUUUUGCUCUUCUACUAUUAUUACUAAUACUACUAUUAUUAAUAAUACUAUAUCAUUAUCAUCUUCUUGUUCUUCGUCUACUACUAUUAUUACUAUAUUAUUUUCUUCUUCCACCACUAUUACUACUAUUAUUAGCAGUACUAUAUUAUUAUCAUCAUCUUCUUCUAUUACUACUAGUAGUAUUAUUAAUACUAUAUCAUCAUCUUCUUCUUCUUACUGAGAGUGCCCAUUAUGGUUGUGAUUGGGCAGGUCGUGGGGACCCUGCUGUCGGUUGCGGCGCACCUGGGGACGGCGUGGUGGCUAAUGGAGACCGUCCCCAGCAUCUGCGACAGGACGGAGCUGCCACCAGACAGCCCCUGGACCUGCCCCGGCGACCACGUCUUCUACGACGCCUCCGUCGUGUGGGGCCUGGUGGGCCCCCGCCGGAUCUUCGGCGACCUCGGCCCUUACUCCGCCAUCAACUGGUUCUUCCUCAUCGGCGCCGCCGCCCCUCUCCUCGUCUGGCUCGCCCAUAAAGCCUUCCCCGAGCGGCGCUGGAUACGCCUCAUCAUCUCCCCCGUCGUGAUCGGCGGCAUGGUGGACAUGCCGCCGGCGACCGCCGUCAAUUACACCACCUGGGUCCUCGUGGGCUUCCUCUUCGGCUUCGUCAUCUACAGGCGCCGCCGCGAGUGGUGGCGCCGCCAUAACUACCUUCUCUCCGGCGCGCUGGACGCCGGCUUAUCGUUCAUGGCGGUCCUCCUCUACGCCUGCCUGGAGAUUAAGGGCACCAAGAUCUCCUGGUGGGGGAACCGCCCCGACGGCUGUCCGCUCGCCUCCUGCCCCACCGCCAAAGGUAUGGUCCACGACCACUGCCCCAUUUCAUGA